Messenger RNA from Struthio camelus australis, 1830 nucleotides. The record is from RefSeq and is a predicted model, not a curated record. NCBI's taxonomy places the organism in Eukaryota, Metazoa, Chordata, Aves, Struthioniformes, Struthionidae.
AUGUCUACAUCUAACAUUGCAGCAAGAGUGGAAACUUGGCUUUCAUCCACAUGUCACGUUAGAGUUCCUUUGACAUGGCUGGAAGCAUGUAUUAAUUGGAUCCAGGAAGAAAAAAGCAGUAGUAACUUAAGUCAAGCUCAGAUUAACAGACAGAUAUUUGAGCAAUGGCUUCUUAUAGAUCUAAGAGAUUUGGAAUAUUCCAUUUUGCCUGAUUGCAUCUUGGAUGCCUCCAAAGGAGAAUUGUCUAGCUUCUACUCAAUACAGAUUGAUUCUCUAGUUGAUGUUAGCCAACCAGUAUAUUCCCAGUUGUAGAAGCUAAGAGGAAAAAGUAUUGUAAAUGAAAAAGUAACAGCCAACACUCAGGCAUUCUAAAAGCCCUGGGAAGCAAAGCCUACUCGAAUGCUGAUGCUGCAACUACCUGAUGGGGUACAUCAAAUUCAGGGCAUGGAAUAUCAACCAGUCCCUGUCCUCCAUAGUAAUCUUCCUCCAGGAACAAAAAUCACUGUACAGGGUGAUAUUGCAUAUCAUCUUGGAGUCCUUUUGCUUAAACCAGAAAAUGUAAAAUUGUUGGGGAGUGAAGUGGAUGCUCUUCUAGAGGAGCAUACUCAGGAAAGAGUCCUUGCUAGAUUAAUUGGAGAAGCUGAGAACCCUAAUCCUGUUGGACGAACUGAUCAUGAACAAAUUGUUCCAAGGCCUGUAGAUGAAUUAGGGCAAACUCUAGGCCCUUCAGAUGAAGAGCUUUUAGCCAGUCUUGAGGAAAAUGAUGAAUUCACUUUAAAUGAUGAAACACUUUUAGAGAGUGGGUAUUGCAGUAGAAGCAAUAAUUUUAGCACAAUCUCAGGUUCACUUAGUGGAAGUGUUUUGCAACAAGAAUUUGAAAGUCCUUUUCCUCAUUCAGAUGACCAAAUUUCACAUCCCGUGGAAUAUGCUGAUGACUUUUUAAAUGACUUUCCUUUGGAAGGUGAUUUGCUUCUGGAAGAAGUGCCACCAGUGGUCAGGAACAGAAACAUAGGUUUAGUUACUGAGAGACUUGCACAUAUGUCUAGAAGCUCAUGCAAUUCAUCUUCAAAUGGCACUUAUGAAACAAAUGAUAAGAACAGAGAUAAACCUGUAGAAGCUACCAGUAAGCAAAAUACUUCUCUUCCAAAAGUAUCUACUGGUACAAGUAACUCUUCACAGCAUAAUAGCGUACAUCAGACCAACAGUUCUGCAGAUUUCUCUUUGGAUAAUACUCCUGAAGAAAGGCACAAUGAUAUAGAUCUAGCUGAGAGCAGAAAUAAAUCUCAGAUCACUUCUGACAGCAGGCUGCUAAACAGUGAGCCAGUAUGUUUCUCAAAAACUGACCCAGAGGCAGAUCAGCAGAAGCACGAUAUACAAAUCUUUCCUGGCAAAGCAGUAGAGACGCAUCUUGAUUUAGAUUCUCCACCUUUCACAUACAUUUCUGUUCUCCUUGCAAAAAACCCAGAAACUGUUACAGUUCUGAAAGUCAGAUGUUUUAUUGUAACUCUUACUGGAAAGCUCACAAGCAGCAAUGGGUCCUGGGGUAUAAAGGCAAAAAUUUGUGAUGGUUCGGCUUAUCUAGAAGUAGAUUUUGCUGAUGAUAUUCUGACAAGUUUGAUUGGAUUUUCAGUGCCUGAAAUGAAUAUACUGAAAAAAGAUCCUACUUCACAUGCAAAGCUUAAGGAUGGUUUAGAAAAAUGUCAAAGACUAGAUCUCUGUUGUUUGAUGACUAUAGAGCUUAAUUCUUUUCAGUCUAAAGCCACUGUAUUAAUUCUACAUGAUGCUGAUGCAAGGCAUCUGGAACAAUUGAAGAAAUGUUUGUAUAAAUAA